Paraphaeosphaeria sporulosa is the source of this 1674-nucleotide messenger RNA. RefSeq lists its product as uncharacterized. The coding region runs from base 374 to 1564 and encodes 396 amino acids. The record is from RefSeq and is a predicted model, not a curated record. The transcript has a single exon. Lineage: Eukaryota; Fungi; Ascomycota; Dothideomycetes; Pleosporales; Didymosphaeriaceae.
CUCGUUCGUUUGCAAUAUUGAAUGAGCGCUGGCCCGCGAACAAUUUGGCCUCAACAAACUACUACUACUUAUCCAUUUGCGCAACUCCAUUUCUAUUCGUUGGUUUGGGUGAGCAUCCACUGACAGCAUGGUUCAAUUCAAUACCAGCAACAAGGUCUACCGGUCGGUCUUGCUCAGCAUCGCCAUUACAACAUUCAUUACCCUUCUUUUCUUUCUUGCACACUCCGAACGGGUCAAUGGCUCACUAAGUCAACUCAAACUUGGAAGCUUCGCAUCAUCUCAAUGCUCGUCGCCAGCCGAGGCAAAUCUUUCAGAAUCGUCCACCCCCUUCACCGUGACAGUGACGGCAGUGUCAACGCCUUCAGCAACACCAAUGCGGUCGAUACUUCCUCCCAAGAAAGGCAAUCCAGACCUCCUCAAGGUGGUACCCUCGUAUACCAAAGCCAUAUUCGAUCCCCACGACAACACUUUCGAAAGGCUGGACUGCCCGCUCACGGCCUCACUCUCAGAACGCUACGCAUACCUCCAGACACCACCUUCGUCCUCUCGCCGGAAAUACUUCUUCGCGCUCGAUCUCUACCAGAUCGCCGACAUACUCCCCCAGCUCAUGGGCAGUAUAAUGCAGGCCAUAUCGUUCCUGGGACCACACAACUGCGUACUUUCCAUUGUGGAAGGGCGCUCUACAGAUGGCACCUAUGAAAUAUUACGCUCACUCGCGCCUCAACUAGAAGCCCUUGGCGUCCCGUACUUUCUGCAGGAGUCUGGUCUUUCGCCCCAACGAGCAAACCCAGAGCGCAUCGUUCUCCUCGCCGAACUCCGGAACCUCGCCCUGCGAGACUUAUACGAGCGCCCCGACAGCUACGCCCCCGACACCACCAUCGUCUUCUCCAAUGACGUGUACAUGUGCGCUGAGGACAUCUUGGAGACUGUGCACCAGCGGCUCUUCCAGAAAGCGCACAUGACGUGCGGUAUGGACUGGGCCAACAGCUCGAACCCGGAGCUGCCCCGGUUGUACGACACGUGGAUCGCGCGCAGCAUGACGGGCGACACCUUCUACAAAGACAUGUUCGACUGGGACAAGGGCUUCUUCCCCGAUGACCCCGCGACGCUCGCGCGCUGGAACAAGUCCCUCCCCGUGCAGGUCUUCUCGUGCUGGAACGGCAUCGUGGCGAUCACGGCGGAGCCAUUCAUGGACGGCACGCUGCGAUUCCGCGGGGUUGAGGGCGCAGACAGAGAGAAGAAAGACGAGGAGUGCUACCAGGGGGAGCCGAACCACUUGACAAAGGAUAUGUGGUAUUUGGGGUACAGCCGGAUCGCUACGAUACCGACGAUUACGACGGCAUACACCUACUGGGACGCGCGCAGCACGAGGGAGCGGAGAGGCUCGGUGGCGCAACACGUGCUGCUGUUGAAUGGCACGGCGGAGGAAACCAUCACAUGGCAGAAGGAGCCGCCGAGACAGUUCCAUUGUAUCCCUGCAGGGCGAGAUCCCGAGUGGGUGCCGUGGGAUCAGGGGUGCGCAGCCAUCUAUGGGACGAGGAGACCGGCGCUGGAGGUAUCUUGAGUGCGAGGUUUGCGUGGACUGGCGAAGUGUAUGAUAGUCGUUUCGUUUCCUAGUUUCUUUGAGAUACCCAGGUUUACAGGAGCUUCUCGAACAGAUCUGCAAUACUGAGA